Messenger RNA from Lindgomyces ingoldianus, 1149 nucleotides. RefSeq lists its product as uncharacterized. The coding region runs from base 1 to 1149 and encodes 382 amino acids. NCBI's taxonomy places the organism in Eukaryota, Fungi, Ascomycota, Dothideomycetes, Pleosporales, Lindgomycetaceae. The record is from RefSeq and is a predicted model, not a curated record. The transcript is spliced from 5 exons.
AUGUGUGGCCCCACGUUUUCCCGGCCACCUGCGUUCACACACCAUCGUAAUCGGGUGUUCGAUUCGUCCUCACUAGUGUUAGCAUUGCACAGCAGACGGCUCAAAUACGAGAUGUAUGCGAAAACGACCAGAGCGCGCCCAUCUGGUUGUGCACUUGCUGCUUGCGACUGGCUUCCCGAAUUCUGCCUCAUCAUGUAUCAUCAUGUAUCGAUGAACUAUCGGGGACGGCAUUACCUCAGACUGCGCGAGUUUGCGGCAGACGAGUUCACCGUUCAGGAACAAACUUUCCACCCAUCAGCCUCUCCCGUCCAUCGUUCGUUCAUCAUGAAGUCGGUCACCAUCCCGACCUCACCGCCUCAUGCAUCGAUCGAUCUUGAAACUCACCCGCGGGUAUCGCUGAAGAGAUUACAUCUCGUGCAUGAUUGUUGCGUCUCUGGAACGAAUUCGCAUCACCACCUGCAAGAGAACCUCCUGAAAACCCGUGUCACUAUGGCGGAAACGCCACAAUAUUUUCUCUUGGCAAAUUCAUCGUUGCACGGCAUGCAACUAAAAAUCCUCAAGAUUCUUGAUUUUCUGGCCGAUGUUGAUUGUUCAACAGCUACCACUUUCCAUUCAUUCCUGUUUUCUUAUGAACCAAUCACUUCCAUCUCACCAUUCCUUUUCUACCCGGGAGGACCUCUCUCCCUGAUACGCAUAAUCCAUGCAGUACAAUUCAGUGAUGGAUGUUUGAUUUUAGAUCAAAGCCAUGCUAACCUACCCCCCCAUUCCGUAUUAACAACCCAAUCUCCUUGUCAGCAUAAUUUCUCCCAAAUACCACGAGUGAACAUAGGAUCCAUUCGCUUAUCGACAGAUUGCCUACUCAGUAAGCAAACAACUCACCGACAUUACAACCCAGAACCCCAUUCACCUCACAUGGCUUUUCAACAUCUCAAUUUUAAUCUCGAUCUCAUUCAUAAACAUCAAACUUUUAUCCCACCGCCAAGCGUCGCAACCCAAAAAAUAAACGAGAAACUCAACCCAAGACCAAUGACCUUGAGUCUCUCUCCUUUGCUAUUCCACUUCGAUGAUUGCAGCGCAAACUUAUGCACAGAACCAUCCUAUCUCAUCUCUUGUGAUACAGAGAUAAGAUCAGCAAUCUCCUACGAAUAG